Messenger RNA from Cordyceps fumosorosea ARSEF 2679, 1071 nucleotides. RefSeq lists its product as hypothetical. The record is from RefSeq and is a predicted model, not a curated record. The coding region runs from base 1 to 1071 and encodes 356 amino acids. The transcript has 5 exons. NCBI's taxonomy places the organism in Eukaryota, Fungi, Ascomycota, Sordariomycetes, Hypocreales, Cordycipitaceae.
AUGCAGAUCAAUCAAGGCGGUCCGGCCACCCCCACGCGGUUCCGCUGCAAAGUCGGCGGCGAGUGGAAGGACAUCGACCAGUUCUCAAACGCGCAGCAAAGGAACAUCCGAUACAUGGCGAGCAGCGGCCGACGAGUAGACCCUGCACACUGCGGUAUGACCUGCAAGCAACAUGCGGCCGGCUCGCGCACGGAGAUGAAGUGCGACCUAUGCAAUCUCAUCAAGCCGAUAGACGAGUUCAGCAAGAGCUCUCGGCGCAAUGGAAUAUCCGAACCUGAACUGACGCCGGGACCGCUCGAGACCGGGCACAUCUCGCCGGAGGAGGUGGCACAGCAGUCGCUGCGCCAGCAAUUUUUCACCAGCGAGGACUUCUUCCCUGACGACGAUGAAGACGAUCUCUUCCCACAGGCCCCAAUUACGGACUUCUCCUCUCUCGGACUCAAUGAUUCGUUCGGCAAAGCCGUCGGCGUCUCGCCCAUAGAGGAGUUGGUCUCACGGGCCAAACGCAGCGACCCCGCCCACUCCUCCGCCACCUCCGUCGCCUCCGUCGCCUCCGUCGCCUCCGUUGCCUCCGUCCGGUCGACGCUGCCCCCGCACCUGCGGACGAAGCACAGGACCGCGAGCGAGGUCGGCUCCGCCGCCUCGUCGACAAACGGCGACAUGUCCAUGGCGACCACGAUGCGAGAGAUGGACUCAGACGCCGCGUCCAUGGCGAGCCGCCGGUACAAUGCCUGGGGCCCGGACGGCCAGCUGCGGCGCCGCGAGGCCGCUUCCGUCCUGCGGUCCGCGUCGCCGUCGUCUGUUGUGUCGCCGUUGUCUUACGCGGCGUCGGUCAAGGAGGACAACGACCCCAACGUAAUCGGGGACUGGAGCAGCAUGGGAAAAGACCUUCCCCCGGCAAAGCUAGGCCGCAAGAACCCUUGGGGGAAGGGCGCAGGUAACAAGCUGAGCGUCGCCGAGCUGCGGGAGGCGCACGGGAUCACCAACCAAGGGUAUACCCGGCGCGAGAUUGAGGAGCAGAGGGUUGUGCGCCCUCUCGGCUACGAUGAUGAUGAUUAUUAUUCCGACUAA